Molecule: messenger RNA, 2004 nt
Organism: Heterostelium album PN500
Lineage: Eukaryota; Evosea; Eumycetozoa; Acytosteliales; Acytosteliaceae
Product: LSM domain-containing protein
Exons: 4
Coding region: 1-2004 (667 amino acids)
Biological process (GO): RNA splicing
Cellular component (GO): small nuclear ribonucleoprotein complex
Molecular function (GO): protein binding; RNA binding
Source: RefSeq, a predicted model, not a curated record
AUGAGUGAAGUUGAACAAGAAGAAAGAGAUGAACAAAAGGAAUUCGAAACAGGUCCAUUGUCGAUUUUAAUGGAUAGUGUCAAUAAGAAUACACAAGUUCUCAUCAAUGUUAGAAAUAAUAAGAAGUUAUUGGGUACUGUUAGAGCAUUCGAUCGUCAUUGUAAUAUGGUUUUAGAAAAUGUUAAGGAAAUGUGGACAGAGAUACCAAAGACAGGUAAAGGAAAAAAGAAAGCAAAGCCAGUUAAUAAAGAUAGAUUCAUUAGUAAGAUAUUGAUAUUAAGUAACUUAAAAGAUAUAAGCUAUCAGUUUGGUGCAACCUACAGAUGGAAACACUUAAUAAGUACACCUCGUAUAAUGGUUGGAAAUGGGUACUUUGAUAUGCUAAAGGAGUACCUUGCCAAUAACGAGUCAUUGGAUGAGCAAGAAAGAUGGACAUGUGUUGACUUUGCUAUUCAGAUUGGUCGGUUCGAUAUUUUUGAGUAUCUUUUUGAUCUGUUCAAUUUACGCACCUUUCUUUCGGAUGGCAACGAUGAUUUCUUCUAUGAUGAUGACAUAUUCGAUAUGUUUCUCAUCACAGCGGUCAAGAAUAACCGAAUGGCAAUAGUUAAAUACCUCUUUGACAACAUCAACUACAGAUGGCACUACUAUAGAGCAUUUAUCAACUCGCCACUUUCAUCGAGUUUGGAGAUGGUCGUGUACUUUUCGAAGCUGGUCGAUGAGAAUUAUAAUGCCACCAGCUUCAAGAAUAUCUUUGAACCGUGUUCCGAAGUGUUUGACUCGGCUGCAUCAGUUGGGAGCAUAGAGAUUAUCGAAUGGCUGAUUGAAAACAGACCACGCGACAGGGAGGACAACAAAAUGUUUCAUUGCGCAGCCAAGGGAAAUCAUGCCAAUGUCGUUCGGUAUCUCAUGGACGAACAACCAGACUUUAAGAGUGACCGUCCUCGCUGUGGCAUAACCUGUAUUGAUGGAGCGGCAGAAAACAACAACUUUGAGCUAAUGAAGCUUUUCCAUCUCUAUGACUUUCCAGAGCCACGAUCCUCAUUGCAUUCAGCGGUUAGAAACGAUAAUCUCAAAAUGGUGAAAUGGCUCAUUUCCAACUAUCCUGAUAUUCCUCAGGACUUUGAUGCUAUUGACAUUGCAGCGACCAACGCCAAUUUGGAGAUGAUACAGUGGUUGACGGAGAACACUACUGCCACUGCUCACUAUGCAUUGGAUGAAGCUGCACGCAAAGGAAAUAUAGAGAUAUUGGAAUACUUGACAAUCCAUAGAACAGAGGACUAUACCACUGAUGCAAUGGAUGCCGCCGCCAGAUUUGGGCACUUGGAGGCGGUAAAAUGGCUCAAUCACAAUAGAACAGAGGGUUGUUCGGAGUACGCAAUGGAUGAGGCAACAAUUGGUGGUCAUUUCGAUCUUGUUGUUUGGUUGAGUGAGAAUAGAGGUGAAGGUUGCACACAUAGGGCAUUAGAUAACUCGGCAAUGUUUGGACAUUACAAGCUCGUAAAGUGGCUCAGCGAAAACAGAACAGAGGGAUGCUCUCACAAUGCAAUCGAGUCAGAUCAUUUAGAAAUAGUUUCAUAUUUACUUCGCAACAGACCAGAGUUUGGCGGUGACUAUGUUAUCAAGAAGAAAACCAUUCUCAAAUUGAUUCAAGAAGAUCUUCAUGAAACAAUCGAUUGGAUAUUGAAUAAGCAAAGCUUUGCAUAUUAUAAACUCAUCAAAUAUCAAAGUAUCAUCGAAGAAGACUAUCCAUCAUCACUCAAAACACUGGCUAUAUUAAAUCUACGCAUCAAACAAAAGAAAAAUGAAAAGAGAGCAAAAGAGAAACCUACAUCGAAAAGAGCAGUUAAAGAUAAAGAUGUUGCUGAAACAACUGCUCAACAUUGUUCAUGUAGCUGUAUUUGUAGAUGCUCAUGUCAAUGUGAAAAUCAUAGAAAUCAAAGAGUUUAUAUAGAAAAACAACAAGAUGAUAAUGAACUAUUAAUUCAUAAAAAACAAAAAUUAUAA